Trichophyton verrucosum HKI 0517 is the source of this 606-nucleotide messenger RNA. RefSeq lists its product as uncharacterized. The coding region runs from base 1 to 606 and encodes 201 amino acids. The record is from RefSeq and is a predicted model, not a curated record. NCBI's taxonomy places the organism in Eukaryota, Fungi, Ascomycota, Eurotiomycetes, Onygenales, Arthrodermataceae. The transcript has 4 exons.
AUGUUGGAGAUGAAGAUGAAGAUGAAGGAGAGAGAGAAAGGAGAAAGAGAAAGGAUGAAGCUGGAGAUGCAGGAAAGGCGAGAGGGUCAUGGUCUGGCCUGGGGUGGCCAGGACGACGGCGAUGAUGAUGAUGAAGGUGAUGAUAAAAAAGAAGAAGAAGAAGAAGAUAUUACAGAGACGAGACGAGGAGAAGAGAUGAUGGAUAAGAAGAGAGAUGUGAGAGACUUGGACUAUGGGAUACAGACAUGGCUGGUCCAUCCUACGGCUGUCCGCUGCCUCCUGGCCACCAAGAGAGGAGAGACAUCAAGUGGGAUCCUCUGGCUCAGCUACAACAUGCAGACAGCAGGCGAUUAUAAGACCUCCAUACAAUUACUAUCCCCAAGAUCCAUCAGUUGGACUGCAACAGGCAUACACAUCACAGGAGAUGUUGGUAGAGACUACGGAGUACAGCCAUUGAGCGUGGACUCGACUUAUAAAAGAGAUACAAACCAUGGUCAAAAGAAAGGAGAAGACGACCUCCUUAUUCUCCUGAGUCCUCUCCCUGAGUUUCUCCCUGAGUUCUCCCUGAGUCUUAGUCUUCUCCUGGUUGCUCUGUUGCUCCUCUAG